UGCAGCCAGGCGGAGCAACACAUCCCUUCAUUACCGACCCGUCCAGACCGGAGGAGGACAGAGAGGCGAUCCGCGAAAAAGCGAACAGAUGUGACCCGGACUGCGAGAACAAGAGAACAAGCCUUCAGUUUGCAGACGGAGAAGCUCUCUGAUUCCGCUAGUAUGUGGCAGCCCGCGUCGGAGCGAUUGCAGCACUUUCAGACCAUGCUGAAGACCAAGCUCAACGUGCUGACGCUGAGGAAGGAGCCGUUGCCCACGGUGAUCUUCCACGAACCCGAGGCCAUCGAGCUGUGCUCCACCACGCCGCUCACAAAGGGCAGGACCCAUGCUGGAUACAAGGUGGCCUACCUGGGCAAAGUGAGGAUCUCCGGCACCCAGUUCCUGUCGGGCUGCACCGAGGCUGCGGUGGUGGGCCUGGUGGACGGGCGCGCCCUCGCCCAGCAGCAGGGCGCCGCCCCCGGCGCGACCUCCCUGCUGGAGAUCCGUCCCUUCCAGGUGCGUCUUCACCACCUGGACGGGCACGCCGGGGCCUCGGUAACCAUGGACACCUACCAGGUGGCGCGGAUCGCCUACUGCACGGCGGACCACAGCGCGAGGCCCAACGUGUUCGCCUGGAUCUACCGCGAGAUCAACGACGACCUGUCCUUCCAGAUGGACUGCCACGCCGUCGAGUGCGAGAGCAAGCUGGAGGCCAAGAAGCUGGCGCACUCCAUGAUGGAGGCUUUCCGCAAGACUUUCCACAGCAUGCGCAGCGACGGCCGCAUCCACAAGAGCGGCUCGUCGGACGACUUCGCCGAGGACUCGUCCACCGCCGAGGACACGACCCCGGACGACGGCUGAACUGAACUCCCCCCCCCCCCCCCCCCACCCCCGACGCCCCCGUCCCCGAACGGGGGGGCGAUGGGUUUACCGGAAGGAUGGACAGAUUAACCUGCUCUCUCUCUCUCUCUCUCUCUCAUUCUCCCCUCUGCGAUCCUCCCUGUUACCAAUUUGGAACAAAAUGAACUGACCCUGUGACCCCCCCGACCCCCCCGCCAGUAUGACGAAGUCGUUUUUAAAUACUGUGACGGGAGUUCCAAAAGACCAACAUUCACAUACAGGGAUAUCAAAGUGCUGCCACUUUAAAAAAAAAAUGGCCCUCAAAUGGCCCUCAAAGGCCCACAGGGUGCUUUCAAGCACCUGCGUAUCCGCCCCCAACAGAUCGACCCCACAUUUCCACCUUCAUCUUCAACCACUGUGUCACCCCGGCUCCCAGCAGAGACUCUUGUUUGUGGCUCCGAAGCCUUUGGCGCGGCAGACAAACCGAGUUCAGUCCCAGCUCGUGAAAACCCAGCGCUACUCUUGCCAUGUAGGGACCCGGCACAAAGAAGGCCUGUGACUUAUUUUUUCGGGUCCCGACCCCAGAGUGUAUGAGACUGUUGGAGCACAUGAAUUCUUUUUAGAUGUUUUAAUUAUGUGGAUCUCUGUUACAAUGCCUUUUUGACCUCGGUAACGGGCAAAUGAGGAUGUGAAAGAAAAGCUAAGCCUUUAAGCACUAUUCAUAUCAUCACUGCGGUACCUUAGUCCGACCCUGAAAUUACUGUUACACACACGUAGACUACGGAGCCAGAGCUUCUAGCGCUGCCUCCGUUUUUUAACAGCUACUUUGAUGUUCAGAGUAUUCGUGCGGCGCCUCUGGAGAAUGUAGGUGCUACGUAGAUGUUACGUUUUAGAAGUUCUCACCCUGUCUGCGACACCUUAAUCAUCCACUUCUGUUUUGAAUAUACCAAAAUUCAGGCUGGAUUUUGCCUGUCAGAUUAUGUGCCUCACUUUCCUCUCACAUUAGUUUGGUCUCUUACCCGGGUCCCUGUGUGUAUGUGCGGGCCAACCCUUUUUUCUGUGUGUGUGUGUGUGUGUGUGUGUGUGUGUGUGUGUGUGUGAUUGCUUACUUGUGUAUAUGAUUGUACACAUGAGUGCUGUUGAAGAUGAGAUGAGACGUGAGUGAACGAGAACAAGGUGAGGGAGUAGGAAGAGUAUUGAAUGAUUAGCUGGAGUUGUUCUCAUCGCCCCGGAAGCAUCCGUCUUUGAUGCUUGAGGUGGGGGGGGGGGGGGGGGCGUUUUAACACCACGACACGGUACUGUGACCAUUUGCCACGUUUUCUUACUCGUAUUCUCUUGCGAAACGGGAGAGACACGAGAGUCUGAAUGUGCCAGUCGCUUGAGGAAGCAGGACACUUAAAACACACCCGAGUCCCGAGUUAACGGGCCGACGCCUCCUGGGCCGAGUCCGACGCCUCGCCCCCAUCGGCGGGUGACCGAUUCCCCUCCUGCGCCGCGGCCCUGCAUCGAGGCCGAAACGCAUCAGAGCGCCACGCUUCUUCUCUUUUUUUUCUUUUUUUUUCAAACUGGACUGCAUUGAACGGACUCGGCGCUGCCAGUGAGGAGAGGUCCUCGGUCCGUAACCUAAAAAAGAACGAUGGGGUGGCUCUGGUCGGCACACACUCAAAUAUAUACACCAACAUACAAUUAUACGUCAUGUACACACACAUUGUAUUUGAGUAUUACUCAAUAAGCUUAUGUAAAUACAAAUGUAUCACUCUCCAAAUAUUACAGCAUACAUGUUGAUAGCUAUUUUAAAUGAUACAAAGUGUUGAGAAACCAUCAUACGAUACAGAAACGAUGUAAUGAAGCCUACUGUGAAUAAUAAUUGGAGAGCCUGAUAGCUGUGUGUGUGUGGGUGUGUGUGUGUGUGUGUGUGUGCGGGUGUGUGGAAGUGAUUGUAUGUGUUGGGAUGAGUGCUGAGGGGGGGUGGACGUGUGU
Pungitius pungitius (ninespine stickleback) is the source of this 2799-nucleotide messenger RNA. It is a transcript of the gene pid1, whose product is annotated as phosphotyrosine interaction domain containing 1. Lineage: Eukaryota; Metazoa; Chordata; Actinopteri; Perciformes; Gasterosteidae. Bases 163 to 840 code for a protein of 225 amino acids. Gene Ontology annotation, biological process: negative regulation of D-glucose import across plasma membrane; regulation of mitochondrial membrane potential; regulation of cell population proliferation. The record is from RefSeq and is a predicted model, not a curated record. The transcript is spliced from 3 exons. Gene Ontology annotation, cellular component: cytoplasm.